GGUGCUUUCGUCCACGAGCACGCGCAGCAGAGCACCAAUCCGAGAGAAGUACUAGAACAUGCAAAGGCACGAAAGCCGAACCAAAACAAACAACUGUCAAACUUUUGUUGUGAUUUUGCGAAAAUUCACGGCGUUCGCGACAUCACACAAAAAUGGACACCCUGGAGGUGGAGGAUUUCGACUACGGCGAGCUGAAGAACGACACGGCUUUCAUCAACAAGAACGAAACCCUGUCGCAGUGUAUCGAGCGGAUCCGACAGAAUCUGGCCAUUGCACGGGAGGACUACAAAAACUACGAGGCGUUCACGCUGGAGGAGAAGGUCAAGUACGAUCUGCAUCUGUCGUACAGCAUCAACUCGCUGUACUGGAUGUACUACAAAAUCAUCGGAUUGGAUCCGAACAAGCACGGCAUCAAAGAUGAACUGACGCGAAUCAAGGCGGCCAUGAUGCGGGAGAAGGAAAUCUACGACCACCGGUACAACCGGCCAACGCUGGACCAGGGAGCCGCCAAGCGGUUCGUCCGGGCCGGGCUGUUCGAUCAUAAGAAUCGUCCUAAACCAAUGGACACGGCAGACACACCGCCAAACAAGAAGAUCCGCUUCGAAGACUAGAUGGAGAGAGAGAGGGGCCACUAAACACUUCUUUUGCUUAGAAAACACGCUUCCUGGGGGGUACAAAUAUUCUAUUAUUUUUUUUUGUAAAUGUAAUUUCUUGUAACGCCUAUCCAUACAGUAGGCUGUUUAGAUGUAAUUCGUCUACUUUGCGCCAAAAAAAAUGGAAACGAUUCCGCGUGUUACGCGAGAUUUACUGAGAAUUGACUCCUAUAAAGAGAUCUUUAUGGUAAAUAUAUAAUCUUAAAACUCAA
Molecule: messenger RNA, 865 nt
Organism: Aedes albopictus (Asian tiger mosquito)
Lineage: Eukaryota; Metazoa; Arthropoda; Insecta; Diptera; Culicidae
Product: nuclear nucleic acid-binding protein C1D
Exons: 3
Coding region: 153-611 (152 amino acids)
Biological process (GO): regulation of gene expression; maturation of 5.8S rRNA
Cellular component (GO): exosome (RNase complex); nucleolus
Molecular function (GO): DNA binding; RNA binding
Source: RefSeq, a predicted model, not a curated record